This is a messenger RNA of Cornus florida, 472 nucleotides long. RefSeq lists its product as uncharacterized. The annotation marks the transcript as partial. NCBI's taxonomy places the organism in Eukaryota, Viridiplantae, Streptophyta, Magnoliopsida, Cornales, Cornaceae. The record is from RefSeq and is a predicted model, not a curated record. The transcript has a single exon.
UCCGCCUCUCCCCCCCUCUCCCACAUAAAAAAUGGGUUGUGGGAAAUCCAAACCCGCCGUCGCCACCGGAAAUACCAUUUCCCGGAGCAAGAGAUCAUCAAAUACUGAUCAUGCCAAGAAGACCAAGGAUAUAGAAACAAUUCCUGAAAAGACCACAAACAACACGAACACGAACACAGACACAAACACACAAGUUGAAACCAAAAAUGCGAAGGUGGAGGAGGAUUCGAACUCGUCCAUCCAACCAAAACAAGAAAUUGAAAAUGCGGAGAAGGGCUCAGAGAUUGGCAACAUUAUUGUCAAGGUUGUGGCUGAUAAAGAAGAUGUAAAGCUCAAUGCGGAUUCGAAAGAAGGCGAUGGUAAUGAAGAGAAGGACAAGAAGAAGCAGGGAGAGUUGAUAUCUGGUGGCGCUGACUCGCCAGAGAGUAGUUUUUUCUCGACGAGGGGGGAUGGGGAAACCAUUGAGGCCGUU